This is a messenger RNA of Pundamilia nyererei, 499 nucleotides long. Its product is annotated as regulator of G-protein signaling 9-binding protein. The annotation marks the transcript as partial. The transcript is spliced from 2 exons. NCBI's taxonomy places the organism in Eukaryota, Metazoa, Chordata, Actinopteri, Cichliformes, Cichlidae. The record is from RefSeq and is a predicted model, not a curated record.
ACUUACCUGAGGAAGUGUUUUUCUCAUCCACCUGACCAUCUGUUUCUCACCUGUCCUUCUGAAUUUAUAGGAUGUGUUGAUGGCGUGGUGGGCGUGGCAGCUCGGGUGGCCUCAGUCCAGUUGCCAUGGCUCACCUCGGAGGUGGAACCAAGCCCAGAUCUGACCAAUCACAUCACAGGACUGGAAACUAUGAUGAGCGAGAUGCAACAGAGGGUUCCCGUGGCGUUCUGGUCGGUGGAGGCGACCCAGCCGGCGUGGGCUGAAGCCCGCGGUGAGCCAGAUGACCUGGUGGAGAGCCUGGAGGACCUGAUGGAGGUUGAGGUCAUUGCCGGUUCCAAGAAGACGGCAUGCUGUGGGCUGGGCUGCGUCGGGUAGAUGUAGAUUUAAGUGUUUCCAUUAAGAUGGGAGAAUCGUGUUUUAGAGGAAACAGAAGAAAACCUGGGUUCAUUUGUCAUUGUGAUGUUUAAACAAUCAAUAUUAAAUAAGUCUAAAUAAAGCU